AUGGAAGAGAAAACAACGAAAAGGGUAAAGAAAAAUCCAGAGAAAUGGCAUCGUUUUCAAAUAAUAUCACCAACACAGUCGAUCCUUCGAGGCAACUGUUCAAUCAUUGAUAAGCGUUUCAAACUGUUGAGUCGUGGUAAACAAGCCAGUGCCGCUGCAGUAGUCGGCAUUGUAUAUGCACAUCUAUUAGAGCCUCGGGACUGGACUUCAAACUUUCUCGACAGAGUCCUAGAGGAUGGUGAUAGACUAUUUCGUAUCAGCCAAGCACGUAACCGUUUAAAGGAUGAUAUUUUUAUGACUACAAGUUUAUUGGAGAAACAAUUUUUCGUGGGAGAUUAUAAAUGUAAUAUAUGUACUGAAAUUGGCAUAAUUUGUGGAAAUGUUAUUAGUGAAAGUAUAGGCUUUCCAGACCUCAAAAAUGGUCUUAAUACAUUCUUGAGGACUCCAAAUUUUGGAAUUCUCACAUCUCAAGAAAUGUCCGUUGCUAUUUGGAAUCGUCAAUAUUGCGGAUAUUUCUAUAUAGAUCCUGCACCGGUCAACGAAUGUGGAAAGAGGAACGUUUCUGGAUUUGCAUGUAUUAUUCGAGUACACGAUAUAGAAAGCAUUGUUAAAAUGUUUGUGGACAAUCUCAAGCAAAAGAUUGAUUCAAAAUAUUCUAUUGAUAAAAUCAGCGUAACAAAAAUAGAAGCUAUAGACAGAGGAAAAUACGAAUGUCAGAGAGUCUCUAAUAUUAUGGCAAAGAACAAAGUUUCUCUCAAGCCAAUCAAUGAAAUUACGAGAUCAAACUGUAGCAAAAUAGAUACAAUAAUGGAUUCUUCACUGAAGGAUACAAAAAAUGUUCAAGAAUUAAUUCGGAAAAUUCCAUUAACAAUUGAAAUGACAAAUAAUGCUAUAGAGGCUAAAUUCGGCCAAAUUCCGAUGGUAGACCAAAAUCUUUUAAAUCACAAAUAUACAUAUGAUGAGGUGAAGGCAAAUGUUCCCUCCACUUUUGUAACAGUAGCAGCUGAUCCAGAGAAAAAAAUACUUCAUGGCUGGACAAAUGAUACCAACGCCAUUUAUAAAGGGAAAGGCUCACAAUCAGUUGCUAACUGUGUAAUGGCUAUUGUAAUGAAAAAGCUUCAUCCUGUAAAAACUUGGUUAAGAAAAACACUCGAUGAUAUUUUGGCAAUGGGUGACGCCAUCUUCAUACAAGUUAAAAAUGCGAAACCUAGCAUACAAACUAUGACUGCCAUAGAUCUGGAUGAUACUCGCUUUAAGUUUGAAAAUAACAAAAUGAUCAUUGAUGUGGACUUAUUAACAAUCGUGGGCACUGUCAUUUCAAAAGUUUCUACAGUUUUAAACUUAAAGCAAGGUUUAGAAGAAUUUUUUAUUCAACACACGGAUGGUGUAUUAGAGUGUUCAUCAAUGGCUGUUACUAUUUGGAUGCAAGAAAAUUACUACUAUAUAUUUGAUUCUCAACCAUGUGAUAUAUCAGGCAUACACGUAAUUAUUAACGAAAAAGCUAUUUCAUCUAGUACCCUACAAUUACAAAAUGAAAAUACUGAAAUUAUGAAAAAAAAUAUUAUUGGCAAAUGUUGUGUUGUACGUUUUACAAGUUUGAACUCUUUAUACGAGCAUUUAUUAAAGAAUCUUGAUUCCGCACAGUUCAAAUGUCGUUUCACUAUUCGUCGAGUUAUUGUUGUAAACGAUAUACCAGGAAUUCGUGAUUGGUAUUAUUUCAAGCCAGCCAUAAUGGGAAAAAGUUGGAUACUUCGUGGAAAUAUAAAUAGUGACGAUGACACUUUUGAUGAACAUAGCCGCGGAAUUCAAGAUCUUGCAAUAUCUGUAGUCACUUUAAUUACCGCCCAAAUAAUUUUACCUUCGAAAUGGUCUAGACAGGACGUUGACAACACGGUACGAGAAGGAAAUGAUUAUUAUAAUUGGUGUAAUCCUCCAGCUGGUGAGGUGUUAAAACAGUUUCACUUUUUUCAAUUUAAUAACAAGUAUUUUGCAAUAUGGAAAUUUGAUGAAGAAUUUGCAGAUAAAAGUAAAGAAGAAGGAUAUUAUUUAUUUUGUGAUAAACCAUGGGAAAAUUUUUUAAAUGAAACUCAUACUGAAACUAAUAACACAGAAGAAUUUGCUUGUGUAUUGAAAUUUCCUAAUGUUUCUGAAAUUAUAUUUAUUUUGAAAGAACAAUUAGAAAUUGAAGAUGAAAUAGUUCAAUCUUUUUUUUUUAUUCAUGAAAUAAAAGUAGCUUCUAUGAGUGAGCAAUUAACAGAUGAAGAAAUUGAAAUAGAUAAAGUAACUUUAAUAAAACCAGAAUUACGAGCUUACACUGCUGUUGGUGAAAAUGGUGCUUUCCUAUGUGGUAGCUUUAAUCAAGCAAAUGAUAUUCUUUUCAAAAUGGAAACAAGAGAUAAACAGCAAGCUGCAAAUGCAUUAGUAACAUUAGCAAUGACAAAAUUAUAUGAUCCACAUCUCUGGUCUACUGGAGUUAUAGAUGAUAUAUUAAAAAUGAGUGAUAAAUUGAGCAAUGAAAGUUCAAAAAAUCUCCAAGAUAAUAGCGAAGAGGAUAUGGACAAUUCUAGACAGUAUCUGUUACCAAGUGAAAUAAAUCCCAGUUUCUUUCUGGGAAUAAAUGAAAUCACCGUAAAUGUUGAAGAAAAUUCUGUUAUAGGACAACUUAAUGACUUAACGAAAAAUUUAGAAGAUUUUUUUGUAAAUAAUAAAAUGGGAAUUUUCAGGAAAGAUCAGAUUAUUUUAUCAACAUGGAAAGAAGAAAGUAUUUAUUUUGCAAUGGAUCCAAGAGGUCAAAAAACUGGAAAUGCUACGGUGUAUUGGUACAUUGAUAUUUCUUCGUUAGCUGAAAUUUUACUUCAAUGUUGCGAAAAAUCUGAUGGUGAUUUCAUACUUGACAGUGUGACUAUAGAAAAUCAUUAUUCUAUCAGUGAACAUAUUCCAGAAGAUUAUAUUACGGAAGAUAAAUGGUACAAUUUUUCUAAAAUUGAAGAAGAAAGUUGGAAAAUUGAUUGCCACGUUACUCUAACAGAUGAAAUAUUUUCAAAAGAAAAUCAAGGAAAUCAAUCUGCUGCGAUCUGUAUAAUGGCAAUAGUGUUUUCAAAGGCAUAUGAACCACGCUAUUGGUCUACAGAAAUUUUGGAUGAAAUUACGAUCACAGGAGAUACAUUACAUUCACGGAGUGUAGCUUGCAUUGGAGAGAAUAAAAGUUUUCAAUGUAAUGAAAUAAUCAGUGAAUUUUUCAUUGCUAAUCGUAGAAUAGAUUUGAACAUUCAAGAUUGUGUACAAUCAGGAACAGUAAGUGGCAAAAAUCCAAGGAUCAAAGACAUUAUAACAGGGAUUUCAAACUUUUUUGAAAGAUCUUCUUCUGGUUGUAUAAUGUUUGAAUGUUUAAAUGUUGCAAUUUGGACAUACGAAAAUUACUUUUAUUACUUCAAACCUGGGCAUUUUUUAAUGCGCUUUGAAAAUAAAGUUACACUAGCCAAAAAAAUAAGAAUGGAUAUAGAUGAAGAUGCCGAUUUUAUUAUUAAUAGUAUAGAUAUUUUAGACUGGAAUAAGUUACCACCAUGGACAUUUGAUCCUAGUUCAGCAGUCAGACCAUCAAAUCUUCCACCACUGAACGCAUAUUGCAGAUUACAAGGAAGAGCUAGAGCUAUUUUACGAGGUUUUACUCAUCAGGCAUCAGAAAUAUUUUCUGAAAAUAUUCGUGGCCAUCAAACAGCGGCUAAUUGUGUUAUCUCUCUUGCUAUGUUUGUAAUUAAAAAUCCUGUCACAUGGACCAGAAAAACCCUUGAUGAAAUUUUAGCGAUUGGAGUUAAUUUGCAUCGUGAAAGUUUAAGAUGUACUAGUAAAACAACUACAUUGAAACCAUGUGAUAUUAUUAGAAUUUUUCACAUCGGUGUCAAUGUUUUGGCGGCAGAUGUUGAAAAGGCUACUAUUACUGGUAUAGUGACAACUCCUCCUCCAAAAUUAGAAGACGAAAGUAAAAAAGAUAAAAAUGUUUCCAAAGCAAAAUCUGUUAAAGAUAAAAAGAUCAGUAAAAUAAAUCGUGUUUCUCCACCAUUAUCCCCUCCAAUAUUAUUAAAAGAAGGACUUAAACAAUUUUUUGAAACAAAUAAUGCUGGAAUUUUGAUUGCUGGUCGAUAUAUGGUAGCAAUUUGGAUCGAUAAUGGAGUAUAUUUUAUGUAUGAUCCAAGAUCUAGAAAUCAUGAAGGUUUAAAAGAAGAUGAGAAUGAAGGAACUUCGUGUGUUGUGUGGUUUGCUUGUAUGCAACCUCUGUUUGAUUUAUUGUCUACAAAUAUUAAUGACGAUGAAAAAUAUGUCGAAUUUGAAAUUUCUAGAGUUAUUAUUAAAACAAUAUGCGUUGAACCUUUACCUUCUCCAAUUAGUUAUAAAGCAAUAAAAAAAGAACAAGAAAACUUAAGCAUUCAAAUGGAUGAAAUCUGUCCAAGUUCGGUUCAUAAACAGCAGCAGCAGCAGCAUCUACUGAAUAUUGACUUAGAAUCAUCAUUUAAACGCAUAGAUCAAGAAUCAAGCGUUUUGCUUGGUAGCAAUCACAUGUCCGAUAGACUCUUUUCUGUGGACAAUCGUGGGCUUCAGAGUACCGCAAUCGCUGCUGUAGCUAUCGUUGUGGCAACCUUACUUGCACCUUCCACGUGGACGAGUGAUUUAAUUAAUGCCACACUCAAAUAUGGAGAUAUCUUACACACAGAAUGCGCGCGCCUCACUCGUCCCGGUUCGCGUACACUUUCAAUCAGUGAGUUGCUUGAUACAUUCGUCGUAGGUGACGUUAGAGCUAGAAUACGCUUGUAUAAAAACACAAUGGCCGGUAUAACCUUGGAGCAUGACCUUGCAAGCGCACUUGAACUAUUUUUCACUACCAAUCUCUUCGGUAUUAUGCAUACCUCCAAUUAUGCGAUUGCUCUCAUGAAGCAUUGGGGUAAAUUUUACUUUUUUGAUGCAUCAGAAAGAAAUGGAUUUAAAGGCUCAUUUGAAGGCUCGGCUUGCUUAAUCAGGUGUGAAAACAUUACCAAACUAACUAAAGUUAUGCUGCAAGUAUGCUCUUUUAAAGAACCCACCGCAUAUACUCUUAAUGCCGUGCAAAUUUUAGAUUUACAUUUUUUCACAUGAUAUUUGACUAAUAAUAGAGCAACGAAUUGUUUUUAUAUUAAAAAAAAGAAUUAAUAAAAAAUAUGAUACGUACACGCGUGGGGGCUAGAUAAUUUACCAUAGACAGACAAGGAGGUACGAGGAAAAUGAGCGAAGGAGAUUUUGUAACCAUAGGCUAAGACUACAAUCGAUACGAGUAACUACUGACAGAAAGUUCUCAAAUUGCUAAUUUUAUUUAUAGUUUUAUGACACAAAUCACUUUUAGCAUCUACAUGAGUAGGAGUACAGGCUAUACGAGAAUGAAUUUGAUACAGAUCAGUUAUUAGCGUAAAUACAAUGUCUCAAUUACAUGCUAUGAACUAGAUACUUAAAAAACACUGUACAACGCAGCCGAACUGUCGGACAUACUUUACAUAUAAUACAAGCGCGCCCAAAAGCAAGACAUUCGUUCGAUCAGUUGUUUGUUUCGGGCGCGCAUUUUUGUUGUCUGCACUUUCUCUGCUAGCAAUGCAAGACAUUCGUUCUCUUUUACAUUUAUUUGUGUUUUUUCACCUUCAACUUACAUUUUGCAAUUUGUAGCUUGUUCAAAUUACAAAACUAUACUUAGCGAAUGUAAAUCCAACGUUCUCUCACUUUUUUCAACUCUGUUAUUAUAAA
Molecule: messenger RNA, 5763 nt
Organism: Ceratosolen solmsi marchali
Lineage: Eukaryota; Metazoa; Arthropoda; Insecta; Hymenoptera; Agaonidae
Exons: 13
Coding region: 1-5127 (1708 amino acids)
Source: RefSeq, a predicted model, not a curated record